Pieris macdunnoughi is the source of this 1449-nucleotide messenger RNA. Lineage: Eukaryota; Metazoa; Arthropoda; Insecta; Lepidoptera; Pieridae. The record is from the annotation of a GenBank genome assembly.
AUGGCUAUGCAACCGCAUAGUAAGAAAAGAGUGUGCUAUUACUACGAUAGUGAUAUCGGAAAUUAUUAUUAUGGCCAAGGACAUCCCAUGAAACCUCACAGAAUACGUAUGACACAUAAUCUGCUUUUAAACUAUGGAUUAUAUAGAAAAAUGGAGAUAUAUAGGCCACAUAAAGCAACUGCUGAUGAAAUGACUAAAUUCCACUCGGAUGACUACAUACGUUUCCUUCGCUCCAUCAGACCAGACAACAUGUCAGAGUACAAUAAGCAGAUGCAGAGAUUUAAUGUUGGUGAAGAUUGUCCAGUGUUUGAUGGUCUAUAUGAGUUCUGUCAGCUCUCUGCGGGAGGGUCUGUUGCUGCAGCCGUCAAGUUGAAUAAACAGGCAUCUGAAAUUUGCAUCAAUUGGGGCGGAGGGCUGCAUCACGCGAAAAAAUCUGAGGCAUCUGGUUUUUGCUAUGUCAAUGAUAUUGUUCUCGGCAUUUUGGAGCUGCUCAAGUACCACCAGCGCGUGCUUUACAUUGACAUAGACGUCCACCACGGAGAUGGGGUGGAAGAAGCGUUCUACACUACUGACAGAGUCAUGACUGUGUCCUUCCACAAGUAUGGAGAAUAUUUUCCUGGCACUGGUGAUUUACGUGAUAUCGGAGCUGGUAAGGGCAAGUACUACGCCGUCAAUAUCCCACUUCGGGACGGGAUGGACGACGAGUCUUACGAGUCUAUUUUCGUUCCCAUUAUUUCCAAAGUCAUGGAGACCUUCCAACCCAGUGCAGUGGUGUUGCAGUGUGGAGCCGAUUCGCUUACUGGUGACCGAUUGGGAUGCUUCAACCUAACAGUGCGCGGCCAUGGCAGAUGUGUUGAGCUUGUGAAGAGAUUUGGUCUUCCAUUCCUACUUGUGGGUGGAGGAGGUUAUACAAUCCGUAACGUAUCACGUUGUUGGACAUACGAGACUUCGGUGGCGUUGGGCGUUGAGAUAGCAAACGAGUUGCCAUACAACGAUUACUUUGAAUACUUUGGACCGGACUUCAAGUUACACAUCUCGCCCAGCAAUAUGUCCAAUCAGAACACAACUGAAUAUCUGGACAAAAUCAAGAACAGACUGUUUGAGAAUCUCCGUAUGUUACCGCAUGCGCCUGGAGUUCAGGUGCAAGCAAUCCCAGAAGACGCCGUCAACGACGAAUCAGAUGACGAAGAUAAAAUUGAUAAAGAUGAACGUCUGCCACAGAGUGAAAAGGACAAGCGUAUAACAGGAGAUGGAGAAUUAUCAGAUUCUGAAGAUGAAGGUGAAGGUGGAAGAAGAGACAACCGGUCUUAUCGCGCACCUCAGAGGAAGAGACCGCGACUCGACAAGGAUAACGCUAAGGAUGAUAUCAAAACGGAAGAAAACAAAGAAGACGUCAAAAACAUUACAAAUAUGGAAGAACCAAAGAAAGAUUUGCCGCCCAACGCUUGA